AUGGCAAAAAUAUUUUUAAUCGUUGCCUUGAUCGCUUCCUUGGCUAUUUCAUGUAUCGCCGCCGCCAAUCUUGAGAUUAAAGUUGGUUCAACAUCCGCAACCCCAAAUAUCUUCGAACCCUCGACGGGUAAUGUUAUGACUGGUGACACUGUUACCUUUACAUGGGUUGCUGGUAAACACAGUGUCUUUAGAUCCGAUGCAGCCAAGAGUUGUGUUAAAUCAGCAUCAUUAAAUGCGCUUGACUCUGCUGGUGCCUUCACAGCUCCUAAAACAUUCGUCUACACCGUCACUGAAACAACCGGCAAGAUCUGGUUCUUCUGUGGUGUUGGUGAUCAUUGUGCAAAUGGUAUGUACGGUACCUUGACAGUUGGUGCUGCAAACACUACAGCUGCUCCACCAGAAUCUCCAAAAUCUGCCGCAUUCAAAGUUAACAGCAAUAUUGUUGCUGCUGCCUCCAUGGCCGCCAUUGGUGCAAUUGGUUUAUUAUUGUAA
Molecule: messenger RNA, 492 nt
Organism: Entrophospora sp. SA101
Lineage: Eukaryota; Fungi; Glomeromycota; Glomeromycetes; Entrophosporales; Entrophosporaceae
Source: the annotation of a GenBank genome assembly